AUGAACAUCCGCACGCUGCAGAUUUGGGGGUUUCUUCAGACCAUGUUGGGCUGGACCUUCAUCGCCUGCUCUUUAGCCAUGGAGGGGUGGAAAGUAGCUGCUACUGGUGGCCAGGGCGGCAGCGCCGUCUUCACUGUGGCCUGGUAUUGGUCCAGUCUGUGGAGGGCCUGCUCCACUGAUUCUAACGCUGUCUCCAACUGCUACGACUUCCCUGUGCUCUGGUCUGUGGAAUAUCAUGUACAGAUUGUGAGAGCUCUGCUGAUGAGCGGAGUAGCCAUUGGUGUGCUGGGGUUCAUUCUAAGCAUGGUGGGAAUGGAAUGCACUUACAUUGGAGGCAAAGAGAAAGAGAAGAACAGAGCCAUGUUCAUUGGAAGCCUCUGUCAUAACACGAGCGGUUUGUUGGCUGCGGCAGGCUAUGCAGUCUAUGCUUGGCAUGUCUCUACAGAAUAUUUCAACCCUGCUUUCGAACUGAAGUAUGACUUGGGAACACCAUUGUUCCUUGGAUGGGUUGGGUGUGUAUUUCAGAUCACUGGAGGGCUGUUCUACUUGGUUUCAGUUUUUAGGCUCUGGUCUCUGGAGGACAGUACCCGAUAUCUGAUGGAUGCUGAAGAGAGCAAAACCUUGCGUUCCACUCCCACAAACCUCUCUGUCAUUUCUGAACUUUCCAGCAAAUCCAAAGUGUCCACUGUGUCUGACCUCUGCUUACAUUCACCUUCCACUGUGUCCAAAAUCUCACACAAGACUCAAACCCUUCUAGCACCUGAUGUUCCUCUCAACGUAGUAACAGAGUAGAGGGCUCUGUAUUUGUAUUUUUCUUACUUGAGAUGUUCCAUCAGGGUUUCUAGGUCUUCCAGGUCCAGCAUUAAGACAGACAGAGGAUGAUGCCUGGACAAAAUCUGUGCAUUAGGAAUUUCUCUUAAACACUCAUGGCUUGAACUGUACUAUGACCAUGGCCUGUUAUUCCUGUUACCCAUCUAUCAUUCACUGGCUGCUGACAACAAGCCCUUCUGGUUUUUGGUGGACCAUAUAGUGAGAUAAACAUUAUAGUAAACAAUAGUUCACAAGUAGUCAUAUCUCUUAAGGUUUAGCAACUACUAUUUAGAUGCCCUGAGACUGGUUAACAAUUGGAUCUCACAACAAAACCAUGAGAAUAUUGCAGUUUAUAUUGACAAAAUUCUGCUAAACAAACUAAGCUGAACUAACUCAGUGCAUCAUGUCUAUUUCACUUGUAUUUGUUGUUGUUUUAGAAGGAAAUGUUUUAUUAAGAAGCUGUAUUUUAUUUUAUUUUAUUUUUCAUGUCCAAGUAACAAAUUACAUAUGGAUGGCAAAGUAUUGCUCAGAUGGAAAUUGAAUUGUCUGUCCAAUAAACUAAUUUCCCAUAUUGCA
This is a messenger RNA of Pygocentrus nattereri (red-bellied piranha), 1386 nucleotides long. RefSeq names its product claudin-10 (gene cldn10e). Gene Ontology annotation, molecular function: structural molecule activity. The record is from RefSeq and is a predicted model, not a curated record. The transcript is spliced from 5 exons. Bases 1 to 792 code for a protein of 263 amino acids. Gene Ontology annotation, cellular component: plasma membrane; bicellular tight junction. Gene Ontology annotation, biological process: cell adhesion; bicellular tight junction assembly. Lineage: Eukaryota; Metazoa; Chordata; Actinopteri; Characiformes; Serrasalmidae.